Molecule: messenger RNA, 2226 nt
Organism: Eurytemora carolleeae
Lineage: Eukaryota; Metazoa; Arthropoda; Copepoda; Calanoida; Temoridae
Product: WD repeat-containing protein 70
Exons: 21
Coding region: 1-2187 (728 amino acids)
Biological process (GO): regulation of DNA double-strand break processing
Cellular component (GO): nucleus; site of double-strand break
Molecular function (GO): protein binding
Source: RefSeq, a predicted model, not a curated record
AUGUUGAGUGUUUUCAGAUCUAAAAUGAAACGAACGCUUGGGUUCGGGAAGAUCGGAAUGAACCUCGGGAACCUGAAGCUGAACGAGAAGGAGGAAAAGGAGGAGGAGGAAAAGGAAAAGAUUGAUGAAGGAGGAGGAGGGUUUGGGAAAAUUAAUAAUCUUCUCGCCAACAAAACCGAGAAUAUCCCUGAGUACAAGGUGGAGAGCAGUGACGAGAUGGCCAAGGUGAUGGGGUUCCAAGGAUUCGGAAACAAGAAAGCACAAACCUUUGACGUCGAGACUAUGUUUGCGAGUGCAGCAAAAAGUGCCCAGGAAAUGAAUAUUCUGAAUAACCAGAGGUUAGAGGAUCAGGGCAGAAAGGAAUUAGAUAGUGAAUUCAUCAUUCCUACUAUGAGUAACAAGCCGAGGAAAAGUAUUGGAAGUGUGCAAGAGAAAGUUCGUGAAAGAGUGAGAGAAGAGAAAAAAGCGGAGAAUGAUAAAACCAAGAAGGAAGGAUCAGAUUCAGAUUCAGAUUCGGACAGUGACGAGGAAUCAAAAGGACCCCUACCUCCGACCUCCAGUUCCAAAAGUACCCCCGAGGUGGAGGACGAGGAUGAGGAUGAUGAAGAGGAGGAGGAGGUCAGCAUGGUUGACAAGAUCCCACGCUCCCACGAUAUUGAUCUCAAGCACGGGAUAAAACCGAUCACAGCGCUGUGUCUGGAUCCCUCUGGAGCCAGGGUUGUAAGUGGUGGAGUUGAUUAUGACCUGAAGUUGUGGGAUUUUGCCGGGAUGGAUCCGAGUUUACGAAGCUUUAGGAAGAUUCGUCCUUCCGAGUGUCAUGUCCUUAAUCAUCUAGAGUACUCUACUACCGGGGAUAAGAUCCUGGUUGUGUCAGGGAACAGUCAACCCAAGGUUCUGGACAGGGACGGAGGGGAGGUCUUCACAUGUGUCAAGGGUGAUCAGUAUGUGCUUGAUCAAUCCAGGAACAAGGGACAUACAGCUCAGGGAAACUCUGGAGCUUGGCACCCCAAGAUCAGGAGUGAGUUUAUGACGUGUGCCAACGACGCCACGGUGCGUCUCUGGAUGGUCGAAGACAACGGACGGAAAUCUAAACAGGUUAUAAAGUGUAGAAACAAGAAGACUGGAUUACGAGCAAAUCCUACUGCAUGCACCUACAGUAGGGAUGGACUUCUAGUGUGCGGAGUGUGUAUCGACGGCUCUAUAAAGAUGUGGGAUCAUAGGAAAAAUUUUAUAAAUGUGGCGUUAGAAAUGCAGGAUGCUCAUCAGACCGGAAGUGAAAUAACCUGUGUACAGUUUGGAUAUGAUAACAGGAUGGUGGCAACAAGGUUUAUAAAAUAUUAUUUUGGUACUAUGUUUGCGAGUGCAGCAAAAAGUGCCCAGGAAAUGAAUAUUCUGAAUAACCAGAGGUUAGAGGAUCAGGGCAGAAAGGAAUUAGGGUUGUUUAGUAGAGUUUCACAAUUUUAUAAAUAUUCAGGGUUGUUCAGUAGAUUUUCACAAACUGAAUGCUGUUUCUCUCCUGAUGAUAGAAUGAUCUUAACAGGAACGUCUAUGGAUAAGGGUGAGAGCUCUGGCAAGCUUGUAUUCCUGGAGAAAGAUACUUUCAAGAAAGCAUUUGAGAUGGAGGUCGGGAACAGUCACGUGAUCAAGGCGAGCUGGCAUCCUAAACUAAACCAGAUACUGGUCGGGUCAGGAGACGGGAUAGUCAGAGUAUUCUAUGACCCCGAGAAAUCAUUCCGUGGAGCCAAGUUGUGUAUGGUGAAGAAGAGAACUGAGGCUAAACAGAUCAACUACUUUGCCAACCAGAGGAUCAUCACCCCAUACGCUCUCCCACUCUUCAAGGAAGGAACAGAGAGACAGAAAUCCACCUACAGACAGCUUGUAAAAGAUAGAAAGGAUCCAUUGAAAUCCCGGAAUCCUGAUCCCCCUCAGCUGAUCAAGGGCACAGGAGGUAAAACCGCCCAGGGAGGAUCAACUCUACACUCCUUUAUGGCUAAACAGAUCGCCGUGAAAAACAAGGACGAUCAUAUCGAUCCCAGAGAGAGAAUUCUCAGACACGCUAAGGACUCUGAGGAAAAUCCGUAUUGGAUUGCACCGGCAUACAAGAAGACACAGCCUGUACCUAUAUUCAGAUCUACGACUGAGGAUGAGCCUCCAGAAAAACUGACAAAACGUGAAACAUUCGGUUGAACCUUAAUCCGUAUUAUUUUGAAUAAAGUAUUGAAGUUA